Messenger RNA from Manis pentadactyla (Chinese pangolin), 3843 nucleotides. It is a transcript of the gene TMEM132C, whose product is annotated as transmembrane protein 132C. NCBI's taxonomy places the organism in Eukaryota, Metazoa, Chordata, Mammalia, Pholidota, Manidae. The record is from RefSeq and is a predicted model, not a curated record. The coding region runs from base 228 to 3551 and encodes 1107 amino acids. The transcript has 9 exons.
GCUGCCGCGGCGGCUGGAGAAAAGUUGUCCCGGCCAGAGCGCGAGCUGCCGCGGAUCCGAGCCGCCGCGGCGCGCCUAGCAGGGGCUGGGUGAGACCACCGGAUCCGUCGCCGGGCCGGCCAACUGGCUGCCGGGGGUCGCCCCGGGGCAUGGGACAGCCGGCGGGGGCUGCGGGCCGGCGCUGCGCCCCGGGUUGGCGGCGGGCGGCCUGAGCAACCGGACGCAGGAUGCGCUCCGAGGGCGCGGCCGCCGGGCCGGUGGCGCCGCUGUGCGGGGCCCUGAGCCUGGUGUUGAGCGCGCUUCUGGGCAAAGUGAUAGAGGGCCGGGGGGUCACAGACAACGUACAGAGGUUUUCCUCGCUGCCACCAUAUCUGCCUGUGAGCUACCAUGUACUCAGAGCGGAGACCUCCUUCUUCCUCAAGGAGGCCAACCAGGACUUGCUGCACAAUGCCAGCCUGCAGACCAGGGUUGAAUCUUUCUUUACCUACAAAGCCAAGCGGCCCCCGAUACUCAAUGCCAGCUAUGGGCCUUUCUCUGUGGAAAAGGUUGUGCCUCUGGAUUUGAUGGUGACUUCAAACUUUCUAGGCCCCACCAGUCAGUUCAGUUUCAACUGGAAGCUGAAGGCCCACAUCCUGCGGGACAAGAUCUACCCAAGCCGGCCACGGGUGCAGGUUCUAUUCCACGUGGUGGGCAGAGGCUGGGAUGAGCCAGGCACUGGGGACCGGCUGCCCUGCCUGCAGGUGUUUGCUUUCCGGGAGACCCGAGAGGUGAGGGGCAGCUGCCGGCUGGCGGGGGGCCUGGGGCUGUGCGUUGCGGAGCUGGAGCUCCUGGCCGGCUGGUUCAGCGCCCCCACGGUGGUGGCCGGGAGGAAGAGGUCAGGGGAGCCAUCUGAGAGCAGCCCUGUGGAGCUCUACUACACUGUGCAGCCCGGGGACGGGCGAGGGGACUGUGCGGGCAGUGACGUCCGCAAGGGCAAUGCCAUCCUUCCAGGCAAGGGCGGACUGGAGGAGACCAUGGCCCACCUGCAGAGGAUUGGCGCUGUUGGCCUCUAUCGGGCGCAGGACAGCGCUCAGCUUAGCGAGUUACGUUUAGAUGGCAAUGUGGUCAUCUGGCUGCCCUCCAGGCCAGUCAAACAAGGAGAUGUGGUCACUGCCUAUGUCACUGUCGCCAGCAACUCCACCGUGGACCUCUUCAUCCUGAGAGCCAAGGUGAAGAAGGGCGUGAACAUCCUGAGCACGCAGAGCAGCGAGCCCCGGCAGUGGGACGCCAAGCAGGAGGUGGGGUACGGCGGGAGGCACACCACCACCACCGUGGUGUGCCAGCGCCUGGGGCCCGCCGCGCACAACAGAAGCAGCAGUGUAUUCAAUGAGGUCGUGCAGAUGAACUUUGAAAUAGCCAGCUUCAGCAGCCUCUCGGGAACUCAACCCAUCACCUGGCAGGUUGAAUACCCACGGAGAGAAACCACAGACAUCGCCGUGUCUGAGAUCUUCAUCAGCCAGAAGGACCUGGUUGGCAUCGUCCCCUUAGCCAUGGACACUGAAAUCCUGAAUACCGCCAUCCUCACAGGGAAGACAGUGGCCAUGCCCAUCAAGGUGGUGUCUGUGGAGGAGAACGGCUCCGUGACGGAUAUCUCAGAGUCGGUGGAGUGCAAGUCCGCAGACGAGGACGUCAUCCAAGUGUCUGACCACUGUGACUACAUCUUUGUCAAUGGCAAAGAGAUGAAAGGCAAGGUGGAUGCAGUAGUGAAUUUCACCUACCAGUACCUGAGCGCCCCACUGCAUAUCACCGUGUGGGUACCCCGGCUGCCUCUGCAGAUCGAGGUCUCUGACACAGAGCUGAGCCAGGUUAAAGGCUGGAGGGUCCCCAUUGUAGCCAGUAAGAGGCCCACCCGAGAGAGCGAGGAUGAGGAGGGCGAGGAGCGGCGCCGGGGCUGUGCCCUGCAGUACCAGCACGCCACCGUGCGGGUUCUCACCCAGUUUGUGUCCGAGGGCGCCGGCCCCUGGGGCCAGCUGAGCCACCUGCUCAGUCCCGACUGGCAGGUCGACGUCACCCACCUGGUUGCAGACUUCAUGAAGCUGGAGGAACCUCACGUUGCCACACUCCAGGACAGCAGGCUCCUGGUCGGGCGGGAGGUUGGGAUGACCACCAUCCAGGUGUUGUCCCCACUGUCCGACUCCAUCCUGGCAGAGAAGACAGUAACCGUGUUAGAUGACAAAGUAUCAGUGACAGACUUGGCCAUUCAGCUCGUGGCGGGGCUGUCUGUCACCCUGCACCCCAGCACAGAGAACAGCAAGGCCAUCACAGCUGUGGCCACAGCUGAGGAUCUGCUGCACACCCCGAAACAGGAAGCUGUGCUCAGCACCUGGCUCCAGUUCAGUGAUGGCUCAGUGACACCCCUGGACAUCUACGACACCAAGGACUUCACCCUGACUGCCACCUCCCUGGACGAGACCAUUGUGUCCAUCCCCCAAGCCCGCUCACCCAGGUGGCCUGUUGUGAUGGCCGAAGGGGAAGGCCAGGGGCCACUGGUCCGGGUGGACAUGACCAUCGCAGAGGCCUGCCAGAAAUCCAAACGCAAGAGCAUCCUGGCUGUGGGCAUCGGCAACGUCAGGGUCAAGUUUGGCCGGAACGACGCUGACUCCAGCCCCGACGGGGACUACAACGAGGGUGAGAUGAAGAACCAUGCCAGCGACCGCCGGCAGAAGGGCCAGGACCCUGAGCGUGCAGGCCAGGUCGGGCACCUCCCUGGCAGCUCCCUGGUGGGGCGUGAGGAAGGCGCCCUACGGAGAGGUGGCACCACGGUCAAAUCACUGCUGGACAACAAAGUGGUGAAGAACAGCCGGCUGGAUGGGGGCAGGCUGCCCGGAGAGGGCCAGCUGCAGAACAUUCCCCUGGACUUCACCAACUUCCCGGCCCAGGUGGACCCAGCCCAGCCCGGCCCCAGCCUGAGGGACAGCGACCUGGUGCAGACGCCCCGCAGCCUGAGCAACCUGGAGAUUGGCAUGUAUGCCCUCCUGGGCGUUUUCUGCUUGGCCAUCCUUGUCUUCCUGAUCAAUUGCGCCACCUUUGCCCUCAAGUACAGACACAAGCAGGUGUCCCUGGAAGGCCAGGCCUCCAUGACCCACUCGCACGACUGGGUGUGGCUUGGCAAUGAGGCCGAGCUCCUGGAGAACAUGGGUGAGGGGUCGACGCCGCAGGACGAGCACACCACCAUCAUAGACCGCAGGCCAGGCAGCAGUGAGGAGAGCAAUCGCCUCCUUCUCAACGGAGGUUCCCAAAAGCAUGUGCAGAGCCAGAUGCACAGGCUGGCUGAGUCUGGGGGGAAGCAGAGCAGGGACCAGAGACACGAGCCUCCGCACUCGCCCACCUCCAAAAGGAAGAAGGUGAAGUUCACCACCUUCACCACCAUCCCCCCGGACGACAGCUGCCCCACCGUGAACUCCAUCCUCUGCAGCAACGAUGAGGACAUCAAAUGGGUGUGCCAGGACAUGGACGUGGGCGCCCCGCUAGAACUCAGAAACUAUCUGGAGAAACUCAAGGACAAAGUGUAGGCGCCUCUGGCCCCCGAGAAUUAGGGGUGGAGUCGAGCACUGCGGCCUCCUUACAGACCAGAUGGAAAUUUGGGAGCCGGGAAGGAAUGGUUUUUUGUAUCAGAGGUUUUCUAGCAGUAGAUUGUGGCAGAUUUUCAAAAGCCUGUGGAACAAACUCUCGGAGUGGGUGGCUUUGAACUGUGCAAGGCAAAGCUAAGAAGGUUAUUUUAUGAGUCAGAAUAUAACACAGACAAGCUACCAAAAAUUAUUUGUUAAAAAAUGCAAAAAGACAAAUAAAAAGAGACAGAAAUAA